AAAACAAUCAACAUAUUUCUAUUAUUUCGGUUUCAAAUAUAACAAAAAUGUAUAAAUGCCGUCCCACCGGCGAGUGGAUGAGCUAUGAUGCUAAUACACGAACACCAAAAUCAGUUACACAUGAAAUGCUUGAGGCCGGACGAAAAGCGACAUCAAACAUACGCAUCAUCGCCAGGAAACAACUCAACUUUCAAUCCUAUCCCAUGAACGACUUCCGCUUUGAUUUGCUGCACUUCGAUAAGCCUAAGGAAUUUCAGAGUGUUUCAACCUACAAACGUGACUAUGUUGAACCAUUACCAUCGAAGUGCAAGCCGAAAAACGUACAUGAUGUAGAAUCACCGGAUCCACUUUUCAAUCGUAGAACAGUGAACGAUUUUGAAAUGGUGCCUUGGGUGGAUACAAAGUUUAUGGACGAUAAAGUUUUUAAUAUCUCAGAGUCACGAAGAAAAAUCAACUUCUUUAGGCAAUUGCGGAAUCGGAGCUUCCAAUUUUAAUAAAUUUGCAAUAAAUUGGAAUGAAAAUGGAGACAAGCUGUUGAUAUGAUAAUGCAUACACAUUGUUGGCAUAUACACAAACAAAUUUAUAUUGAUUGAAUGAAGUUAAUAAAUCACCUUUGUUUACAUACCAGUUAUAUCUA
Molecule: messenger RNA, 637 nt
Organism: Bactrocera latifrons
Lineage: Eukaryota; Metazoa; Arthropoda; Insecta; Diptera; Tephritidae
Exons: 1
Coding region: 48-494 (148 amino acids)
Source: RefSeq, a predicted model, not a curated record